Molecule: messenger RNA, 4730 nt
Organism: Frankliniella occidentalis (western flower thrips)
Lineage: Eukaryota; Metazoa; Arthropoda; Insecta; Thysanoptera; Thripidae
Product: WD repeat-containing protein 47
Exons: 13
Coding region: 151-2988 (945 amino acids)
Molecular function (GO): protein binding
Source: RefSeq, a predicted model, not a curated record
GUCUUCGAGAGAUCCUUUGCUAAGGGUGGGAUCACCCUUCAACCCCUCUCAAGUGACAUUGUUCAAACCGUGUAUCCUCGUGACGGUUCGUGGCAAUGCGGCCAAACACGUCGCUUAUUCUUUGAAAGGAGGCUGGUGGUGCGGUACGUGAUGCCGGCGGCGCACCUCACGCUCCGCGAGGAGGACGUGGUGCGUCUCACGCUCGAGUUCCUGCAGAACCGGUCGCUGCACAUCUCCCAGCUGAGCGUGGAGCGUGAGACGGGCGUCAUCAAUGGCGAGUACUCGGACGACGUGGUGUUCCUGCGGCAGCUCGUGCUCGACGGCCAGUGGGACGAUGUCCUCGAGUUCAUCCAGCCCCUGGAGGCCCUCCCCUCCUUCGACAUGCGAAGGUUCAAGUACGCCGUGCUGCGACACAAGUACGUGGAGCUGCUGUGCAUCAAGAACGAGGCCGGGCUGCACGGCGCCAUGGGGGCGGCCUGCGGCAUGGACUCUGCCGUCGACGAGGUGGUCAAGGUGAUGAAGGAGCUGGAGAAGUACGCCCCCAGCAAGGAGGAGUACUCCCAGCUGUGCCUGCUGCUGACGCUGCCCCGGCUCACGGACCACCUGGCUUACCGCGACUGGAACCCCAGCAACGCGCGCGUGCAGUGCUUCCAGGAAGUCUUCCCUCUAGUAGAAAAAUUUCUCCCCGGCGAGAAGAAGCCGCCCGAUGUGAACUCGCCGAGCAAGUGCGCGCGCCACGACCGGCUCGUGCAGCUGCUCAUCAAGGGCGUGCUCUACGAGUCGUGCGUCGCCUACUGCCAGGGCAAGGCCACUGGCUCCCCGGAGGAGAGGUCUCAGGAGAUGAACUUCGGCCGGCUGCUGGACGGCUCGGCCGGGUUUAGCGACUCGGACCUCAGCCUGCUGUCGUGGCUGCAGAGCAUCCCCCCGGACACGUUCGCCGUCCCCUUCGAGCAGCGCACGCUCAACGUGGACGUGGAGCGGCUGGAGCGGCCGUCGCUCGAGACGUCGUGGACGGAGCACAUGCUGGUCACGCCCAUCAAGCCCAAGAUGUUCCCGCACUCGGCCAUGCCGCUGAGCCGGCCGCGGUCCGCCGCCGACAUGAUGACGCGCUCGCUGCUGCCCGCCGGCCUGGGCCUCAGCCGCGUCAGCUCCGCGCUCAUGACCCUCUCCACGGGCGACAUCGGCCUGGGCGGCGCCUUGGGCGCGCGCGACGCGAUGAGCAGGUCGUCGUUCGCCUCGUUCCACCUGACGGGCCACAAGAACAACAAGCUCAUGAACACCUCGGUGGACCGGCUGUUCGAGACGGAUGCGGACGUGUUCCUGAGCAGCAGCUACGGCGACCUGUACCCGGCGCAGCUGCCCGCCAUCCAGGAGAUGCACCACGCCAACGCCACGUCCACGCCCAACAAGGACGCUGCCGCGGCGCGCAAGGACGGCCCGGCCGCCGCCAAGCAGCCCUCCACCGUCAACUCGUCGGCGACCUCGACGCCCGAGCACCGCGGCCGCGAGUCGCCCGCCAACUCGCGGUCGUCGCGGAGGGACUCGCUGACGGACAAGCCCGUGGCGAUGCCGGCGCCCGCCGUGCCGCCGCCGGUCGCCGCGCACCCCGCGGCACACCACGGCCCCCACCCUGGCGCCCACCCUGGCGCCCACCCCGGCGCGCCCCACCCGGCGCGCUCCGUCAGCCCCGGGGCCGCGUCCGAGACGAGCUACGACAGCGGCAACAACCUGCUGCAGGAGUACCAGCGGCAGAAGAUGCGCUACCAGCAAGAGACGGCGCGCGACAACCGGCUCGCGGAGGAACGGGGGCUGUCCUCGGCGCGGGGCCACGUCAGGUCCACGGCGGCCAGCUCGUCCACGUCAGGCAUCUCGAUGAACGGCGACUCCAUCAUAAGUCAACCGUCGACCCUGUCGUGUGAUCAAGACCAGAGCCUCUACGAUACGGUCAAGCCUGUGGGGUCCGGUGCGGGAGGCGCCAGCGUCGGGACGCCCGGCCGGCCCAAGUUCGUCGCGGUCACGGCCCUGGAGGACGUGCAGGCGGUGCGCUGCGCCGAGUUCCACCCGCACGGCAAGGUGUACGCCGUGGGCUCCAACUCCAAGACCCUGCGCAUCUGCGCCUACCCCAAGCUCAGUGACCUGAGAGAGGACCAUGUGACAUACCAGCCAACUGUUUUAUUCAAGAGGACCAGGCAUCACAAGGGAUCCAUCUACUGCAUGGCAUGGUCGCCCGUGGGUGACUUGAUGGCCACAGGAUCAAAUGACAAAACAGUAAAGCUAAUGCGUUUCAAUGCAGACACCUCGAACCUUGAAGGACAAGAAAUAGAGUUGUCAAUGCAUGAUGGGACAGUACGUGAUGUCUGUUUCCUGGAAGAUACAAGUAAUAAGUCAAGUCUUUUGAUUAGUGGUGGUGCAGGUGAUUGCAAAAUUUAUGUUACUGACUGUGCCACUGGUCAACCAUACCAGGCUCUCAGCGGUCACUCAGGUCACAUUUUGUCUUUAUACAACUGGGGUGGUGCCAUGUUUGUGAGUGGAUCUCAAGAUAAAACAGUCCGGUUUUGGGAUUUGCGCACUAGAGGUUGUGUUGAUAUGGUUACUCCUCAGACUCAACCAGGAAACAGGAUGGGUUCUCCAGUUGCUGGUAUUUGUAUGGACCCAUCUGGUCGCCUUUUGGUUUCUGGUCAUGAGGAUGCAUCAUGUGUUUUGUAUGAUGUUCGAGGAGGUCGAACUGUCCAAUGCUUCAAGCCACAUGCUUCAGAUAUUCGUUCUAUUAGGUUCUCCCCCAGUGCUUAUUACCUCCUCACUGCUGGAUAUGACAAUAAGCUUGUUCUUACCGACCUGCAAGGUGACUUGACCAUGCCUUUACCAAGUGUGGUUGUUGCGCAGCAUGCUGAUAAAGUCAUUUCAGGUCGAUGGCAUCCAACUGAAUUUUCAUUCUUAAGCACUAGCGCUGAUAAAACAGCUACACUUUGGGCGUUGCCUCCUGUGUAAUAUAUAUUUUCUUUUCGUUAAAAAUGUUAAUGCUAUUUCCUUGCAAACGUUCAAAUGAAAGUUCAACUUAACUCUGUAAAUAGAGAAUAAGUAAUUUAUAUCAAUCAAGUGUCUGAUGGGGACAUUGGAAGUAGGAAAAAAAGUACCUUCCCAUUACAUUCCAUUAGGCAAACAGCUUUGUUAAGUUUUCUUACAAUUGUUUGAAAUGUUUAUUAUAAAAUGCUUUGCUGACAUUAUUUUGUGAUUGACAAAUUUUUUUAUCCAACAAACAUCAAAGAUUGAAAGUUACUUAGUUACUAAUAUUCAUGUUUUCUUUUUGACAAUUUUUAAAAACUAUUGCUCUGUACUUUUAUUUUGAGUACUAGGCUGUGAGAUGGCCUUAGCUUUAUGAGGAACAGUUUCCUCAUAUUAGUCUUUCUUCUCUCUCAUUCUAUGUUGUGCUAGUUAAUUUUUGCUUUGUUAAAAUCUCUCAACAUGAACAUUUGUUUGUUUGUUCUGUAGUCUAAUCUUUGUGCCUUGGCCUUGACCGGACCAGUGAUAAAAGGCAUCUUGUUGUCAGUAAAUUAUUUAUCUCAGGUGUACUUCAGUAUCCAGACAUAGCUUUCAGUUCAGCCAAUGCUUAUUUUAAGAGCAAACUUUUGAACCUAAAAAUAAUAUCUUACAAAACAAAUUCUGUAAAAUUUUAACAUAGCAAAGUGAUGACCAAUUAUACUACAAUACAUUUUAAAAAUAAUUCAGUAAGUAAGGCUGUUCUAGGAUUCUUUACCAAACGAUUUCACUCUUGCACAGUUCAGCUAAAACUUCCUGUACAGGUUAUGAUAGGGACUACAACAGAAUCACUCAUUAAUUUCUCCGUAGAGUAGACAAAUUUAAUCCAUUGCCAACAUACCUGUUGUAUAUUUUUUUCCCCCUUAAUGACUCAAGAUCUGUUUCUAAUUUAGUCGAUACUAACUGCUAAUUAUACCAAAUACCAAUAUGGCCAUAAAAUUUAUGGCCCCAGCCUCAAGAUAUGAUCUAAGUUGCUUUGUUAAGUAUACAGAUUGUGUAAAGUGAUAUUUUGUUAUGCAAUUGAGUGGAACACAUUUAUAGCUGUACCAAGUGGAAUCGCUGACCGACUGACAUACAGUGACAUAAGUUUUUGCAGCUUUUCUAUUCCGUCAUUUAAGACAAAUAGCUCUCUAUUAGAAAUGUUUGACUGCUCUUAAUUAUAUUAAAGAUUCUUUUAAUCAAGCCCCAAAUGGGAUACAACUUCUGUUAAAAUCCACUUAGAGGGACUAUUUUAAGUGUCUGGAAAUGUUGGUAUUUUCUUGUGUUGCCUCACACAGAAAAUUGUAGUCAAAUCAUUGGUUUGUAAACAAAGAGAAUAAAUCUAUGCUAGUUUCACCAUGUACCUACUAUGUGGUUAAAUCUCAAAGCUUCAACAUCAGCAGCUUGUAGUUUCUGUUUGAAACAAGAGAUAUUUGAAAAUAAGUUUUCCUGUUAUUGUAAAUAUUGUACAAUUAUUAAUAUUGCGAAGAUUCUAUGCCAUGUUUUUGUUAGUGAUUAUUAUGAAUGAGGAAUAACUGGGCUAUUUUGGCAUUCACAAAUAUUAGCCUGUCUGCAACUUUACCUGCUACUACUACAUUCAGUCUGAUUUAGGAGUCAGGAGUCAACUUUUAAUGCAAAAUUCAGAUAUAUACUCAUCUGUGUAUUCAGUAAAUGGCUUUGGAUUCGAAAAAUUAAAAAAAUCGUUAUAACAAAAA